Messenger RNA from Schizophyllum commune H4-8, 1307 nucleotides. Its product is annotated as S-adenosyl-L-methionine-dependent methyltransferase. Gene Ontology annotation, molecular function: S-adenosylmethionine-dependent methyltransferase activity. The transcript is spliced from 6 exons. Bases 312 to 1238 code for a protein of 308 amino acids. Lineage: Eukaryota; Fungi; Basidiomycota; Agaricomycetes; Agaricales; Schizophyllaceae. The record is from RefSeq and is a predicted model, not a curated record.
CCGCUGCCUUCUUCCACCUUGCCGCGCUGGCGUCAAUGCGCGUGCUCGGGACUUUGACUCGCGAUACCCCUAUCUCCACUCUGCAUAACAGCAUCACGAACGCGUCGGUUUCGAGUAUCUUUCCUCCGCGAUCUAGAUCGUACGCGUCGCGAUCCUCGCUGUGCGCGUCGUCCCCUGCUCUACGCUCGUCGCGAUCUGCACGCUCGAGCGCGUUAGCCUCUCGUAUCGUUAGAAGCCCGAUAGCAUCGACGGUCGCAUCCGCCCCAUUCACGCGUUCUCCAGUCCUAGCUCGUUCGCUAUCUAGAUCGGUCAUGUCCGGCGCACCCUCUCCGUCCCCUGCGACCCCCGUGCACGACAUGGCGGCGAAGGGGUUCAAUGUGGCGAAUGACCUAUAUGAUCGCGCCCGCCCCUCCUACCAGCCCUCUGUUCUCUCCUGGAUCCGAAAGACGGCGCGGAAAGUGGAUGGCGGAGGGAAGCUGAACGUGCUCGAGGUCGGCGCAGGCACGGGCAUCUUCACGCGCGCAUUGCUUGCGCACCCCGAAUGGAAGGAUGAUGUGGGCGAGCUGAGGGCAAUUGAGCCUGCCGAGGGCAUGCGCGACCAGUUCGUCAAGUCGACCGUUUCUACUGUGAACAACAACGACCCGAAGAUCACCGUUCACGAUGGACACUUCUCUUCGUUGCCUGUGCCCGACGGCUGGGCGGAUCUGAUCAUAAUUGCGCAAGCCUUCCACUGGUGCCCCGACCACUCUGCCGCGAUACCCGAGUUUGCGCGGGCUCUGAAGCAGGGCGCCCCGCUUGUUUUAGUCUGGAACUUGGAGGAUCGCGAUGCCGUACCCUGGAUCGCCCAGCUACGCGAUCGCAUAGAGCGCCACGAGCAGGGCGCCCCCCAGUUCCGCCUCGGCCUCUGGCGCGCCUUCGCAGACACUAAGGAGUGGAAGGAACUCUUCACAGAGAAGCCUCCCUCGAGCGCGGACCUGCCCGACACCGACACCGACACGCUCCCUCACACCACCUCGCACACCAUCUCCUUCAUCCUCCCCGGCACCACCGAGCUCACCGUCGAUCGCGCGUGCAGCAAGAGCUACAUCGCGUCGCUGCCCGAGGACGAGCGCGCGGAAGUGGUCAAGGACGUUCGAGCGAUUCUGGAAAAAGGUGAGGGGCGCAAGUGGAUCGACGAGGCGAAGGGCGUGUUUGAGUAUCCGUACAAGGCGACGGUCGUGGUCGGAUGGAAGGCGUAAGGCAUUGAUAAGACGAUUUUUGUAACAUAAACAAGAAAGGCAUUCAAUCUAGAUCUCCCCUUGAGCAUA